This is a messenger RNA of Prunus armeniaca (apricot), 1026 nucleotides long. Lineage: Eukaryota; Viridiplantae; Streptophyta; Magnoliopsida; Rosales; Rosaceae. The record is from the annotation of a GenBank genome assembly.
AUGUGCAAGUUCAAAAGAAGCAUUAGUGAAGCUACUUUGUACACUAGAUCUGAUAAUGAAGGAGGUUUAAUCAUUGUCUCAAUCUAUGUUGAUGACAUUGUUUAUACUGGAAACAGUGAGAGGAUGCUUGCUGAGUUUAAAAGGGAGAUGAUGCAGAGAUAUGAAAUGUCAGACCUUGGACUCCUUCAUCACUUCUUGGGCAUGGGAAUACUACAAACUAAUCAAGGGGUUUUCAUUCAUCAAAGCAAGUAUGCCAAAUCCUUGCUUGUGAAGUUUGGGCUUGAAGAUUGCAAACCAGUAUCCAUUCCAUUGCCUACUGGUGAGAGACUCAAGAAAGUGGAUGGAAGUGACUUAGCUGAUGAAGGACUCUACAGAAAGAUAGUAGGAAGUCUACUAUACUUAACAGCAACUAGACCAGAUUUGAUGUAUGCUGCCAGUUUGCUGUCAAGGUUUAUGACUAGUCCUACAAAGAAGCAUAUGGGAGUUGCAAGAAGGGUCCUAAGAUAUGUGCAAGGAACUCUCAACUAUGGCAUUGAGUAUGUGAAGGAUAAGUCUGCAAUUCUCAUUGGAUUCUGUGAUGCAGAUUGGGCAGGCAGUGAGGAUGAUAGCAGGAGCACUUCUAGCUAUGCAUUCAGCUUUGGAAGUGGAGCAUUCUCUUGGGCCUUUGUGAAACAAAAUACAGUGGCACUAUCAACAGCUGAAGCUGAGUAUGUCUCAGCAGCUGAGGUAACAGCACAGGCUAUUUGGUUAAGGUUUGUCCUUGAUGAUUUUGGUGAAAUGCAAACUGAGGCAACACCUAUUUUACGUGACAAUAUGUUAGCAAUUUCUAUGGCCAAUAAUCCAGUUUUUCAUCAAAGGACUAGACACAUAAACAGGAGGUAUCAUUUCAUAAGGGAGGCUCUACAAGAAGAAGUGAUUGACAUGAAAUUCUGCAGAAGUGAAGAACAACUUGCAGAUAUUUUUACAAAGGCACUGCCUAAAGACAGAUUUAAUCAACUAAGGUUGAAACUUGAGUUAAGCCAGUAA